Molecule: messenger RNA, 2865 nt
Organism: Musa acuminata subsp. malaccensis (wild Malaysian banana)
Lineage: Eukaryota; Viridiplantae; Streptophyta; Magnoliopsida; Zingiberales; Musaceae
Source: RefSeq, a predicted model, not a curated record
UCAACUAUUUUCCUUCUUGGAUCUGAUAAGUUAUAGGAUCUGGAUCUUAGAUGGACCCGACCCGAUAACACAGCCACCCGGAAACCUUCACAAUUGGCAUCACUCCUCCAAGCGACAAGCUGCUGCGUGACUCCACAGCCAUCUCUGCAGUAACUCCAACAAUGUUCAGAGUGCACAGAGAGCAGCACUCUUCACCUUAUGCCACUCACGAGAACCCCGCGGACCACUCUGCUGCCCUCGUUGUAAUCUUACCUCUUCCUCCCUUCAAUGCUUGUAAUGAUUCCCGUGACCACAGCCGACCUUUGAGCCUUCAUCACCUCCUUUGAAACAAGGUCAGAUUCCUCCAGCACCAGAUCUGAACUACUGUGCGUAUCUUGCAGCUCAAACCAGCAUUCAAACUCCAAGUUUGGCAUUCAAACAUUGUAAUCUUGGAUCGGAGUUGAUGCUGAGCUGCCUGCUGACUGUAGUUUUCUGCAUCCAGUGUGAAGGAAGAGAGUAGGACAAAGAAAAAGCAGCUGGAGGUGAUGGAUCCCCUCCAAUGCUGCCCACAUGAAAACAGGAGUCACAUGCAAUUAUGAAAAGGUGAGAAAGUGGCAAACGAAGGUGGAGGAAGGAAUAUAUCCACAGGAGAAUCCACAGGAACGAAAGCAAGUGUUGGUGUUGCCGGCAGAGUCUGCUGACUGUGAGUAAUCCCCACCCCACCACCUUGAAACUUGUGUACAAAGUGUGAAGUAACCUGUAAAAAGAAGGAAGGAAAAAGAAGCUCUCCCAACUUUGUUUGCACUGUUGUUUAGUGUAAAAAUCUGCAGCAAUUGUUUAGGAUUCUAAGUAGAGGAAUUGAGUGUGGCUUAAAGGCUACAGUGGAUGCUGAACGGCAGCAGUGGCAUGUGACAGCCCUGUUUGUUUUCUCCUAACUCUAUUCACACUCCCGUGUCCUGCAUGUUCCUCACUACCUCACUCACUCAGUCCUCACUUGUCUCUUUCUCGCUGCUCUUUGCUCUUUUGCCUUACAGGAGGUCAAGAACAAGGGACUUAAAUAAGAGAGAGAUUAGACGGUGAAGGGUCUGAUGGGCUUCUUCUUGCUUCCAAUCAAGAACUGGCUUCGGAUGGGUUCCUCCUGUUCUGUGCUGUGAGUUCACAUUUCUUCCUUGUUUCUCCGAGGGAUCAGUAGUCCUUUGCAAGAGCAGAGACAUCAGUGGAAGAAUAUGAGAGGGUUGGAAGUGCUCAUUCUUCUACUGGUUCUACUGAGUGGGUUUAACUCAGCUUCAGCUGCUUCACCUGGGAAAAUUGUUAGUGCGGCUGUGUCCAAUGCUGCCUCUGCUCUAUUGAAGAGGUUGUGGUCGCUGAAGUCUACUCCAAAGACAGCAAUCUCUGGCCACCGCCCUUUGAUGAAAUUUGAGGGUGGAUACACUGUUGAGACGGUGUUCGAUGGAAGUAAGCUCGGGAUUGAGCCUUACUCGGUUGAGGUGACGCAGAAUGGGGAGCUGCUGCUUCUUGAUUCAGUCAACAGCAAUCUGUACCGGAUCGCGCAGCCAUUAUCUAGAUAUAGCAGACCCAAGCUUCUUGCUGGUUCUCCAGAAGGGUAUGUUGGUCAUGUUGAUGGAAGGCCACGAGAAGCAAGAAUGAACCAUCCAAGGGGCUUUACAGUUGAUGGAAGGGGAAGUAUAUAUAUUGCAGACACAACAAACAUGGCAAUCAGGAAAAUUAGUGACGCAGGGGUCACAACCAUCGCUGGGGGAAAGUGGAGCAGAGGUGGGCACUCAGAUGGGCCGAGCGAAGAUGCAAAGUUUUCUACAGAUUUUGAAGUUGUUUACAUUGCUAGCAGCUGCUCUCUUCUAGUGGUGGACAGGGGGAACCAGGCAAUCAGGGAGAUCCAGCUUCAUUUUGAUGAUUGUGCACACCAAUAUGAAACUGGUUUUCCUCUUGGAGUUGCAGUGCUACUUGCUGCUGGUUUCUUCGGUUACAUGCUUGCUUUACUCCAGAGGCGUGUGGGAGUAAUGGUCUCUUCAAAUAAUGAUUUUGUUCAGGAACCUCAAACUCCUACAAAAGCAAGCAUGCCUCCUUAUCAGAAACCAAUGAAGCCAUCGAUGAGACCACCACUUAUUCCGAUUGGAAGUGAAGCAGAGAACAUAGAUGAUGAAGGCCUCUUCAGCUCCAUGGGAAAACUUUUAUUUGGAGCAUGGUCGUCAACAGCAGAAAUCUUUGCUGCAAUGUUCCCAAUCUUCAGAAAGAAACCGAAAACCACACGAUACCAGCAGCAGCAACGGAAAGCAAACACUCGGCCGAUGCCAGAGAGUUUUGUCAUCCCAAAUGAUGAGAUGCCACCACCAGUGGAGACCAAAGCUCCUACUCCACAUAAAACUUAUGCCUUUAUGUCAAAAGAACCAGAAAGGAUCCACCAUAUCCGCCAAGCACGAACUUACUUUACUGGGUGGGAUGCAGAGCCACAACCGCAACAGCGAAUACAUCGACAGCAGCACCUUCAACAGCAUCAGCAUCACUCAUCGGGCCCUCAGACUUACUAUGAGCAGAGCUGUGACACAACCAAUGAGAUUGUUUUUGGAGCAGUUCAAGAGUUGAAUUGCAAGCGGAAGUCGGUGGAGAUCAAGACUGUGAAUUAUGGAGAUCCCGUCUAUGAGCAGUAUGGUUUGCGGUUCCCAAACAGCUACGUGGGAUAUGACAACUACUAAGCGGUUACUAGUAGUUGCCAAUUUUUUUCCCCUUUUUCUUCCAUGACCAAAGACUUCUGUCAGUUUAUAUGUGAUCUCUUUUCUCUUUUACAUGUCUAUAUAAAUUGGAGAAGCACCAUGGGAUCUGGAAUGACUUUGAAAUUUUGAAGAAUCUUUAUCCUUUUUGUAAGAGCAA